AGUUAAAAAAGGACUGUUUGGUAGGAAGAGUGUCCAGUGUGAUUGAAAUGAAAAUGAGGUGCUGUGUUUUUCUCUUUCUGCUCCUGCAGGUUUUGGGAGGUUUAGGCUUCCCUCUGUUCGAGCUCAGCUCAAAAGCAGAUGAUACUCUGCAGAUGGCGCUCAAUCAGAUUAAUGCACGCAUUGCCAGGAAUCACCUCUACAGAGUGUCCAAGGCAUCUGUAAAGAGGAUUGUUCCUCUGGGAACGAACACAUUUGAUCUGCAUCUGAGGUUUGGCAUCAGGGAGACGGAGUGUCAGAAGAGCUCUGGGGUCGAUCCUCAGGGCUGCAUGUACCGCAAAGGUUUUUUUGUGUCGGAGGCAGGGUGCUAUAUCAGAGCCAGAGUGAGUCAGGACAUCACUCGUAUCAUCUCUCUCAGAUGCACAAAGGCCGACAGCUCCAGCUCUGAGUCCAGUGAAGAGGGGGGGUUAGGAUUAUACUACGAUUUAAAUCAUUUUGGGACUAGAGACCGCACACAUUCAACUUCAGCACCAAGCAUUAUCAUGGCUCCACCAAUACGUGCGGGUCAUCAUGACAACACUGAAACCAACCAUGUUCGUGGAGACCAUUUCGACAAUCACCUGCCAUAUCACUGACCUGCUGGAUGAAAUCACAUGAAGACUCUUCAUACAAACAUUAAGGUGCUACAAACAAAGCGAAAUGAAACUACUGUACUAAGGGCCAAUAACUGCAGCCUCCACUGAAACAUGAAACUGAUUAUUCACUGUAUGUGAUAUGAAUACGAAUACCUGCUGGCAUUAACCUCCACAAGAAACCCAAUAAAAAACAGAAACAUG
Messenger RNA from Sinocyclocheilus rhinocerous, 833 nucleotides. It is a transcript of the gene spp2, whose product is annotated as secreted phosphoprotein 2. The record is from RefSeq and is a predicted model, not a curated record. Gene Ontology annotation, biological process: bone remodeling. Bases 48 to 632 code for a protein of 194 amino acids. The transcript is spliced from 6 exons. Gene Ontology annotation, cellular component: extracellular region. Lineage: Eukaryota; Metazoa; Chordata; Actinopteri; Cypriniformes; Cyprinidae.